AUGGUAGCAGCAUAUGCAGCUGUGAUCUCUCUUAUGCACACGAUCGAUCAGACUCUGCGCCACGACCACCAUCUCAACUGUCUAGAGCGACAAAGGUUAGAGACCCUGCAAGAAAUAGUCAGCUUCUUGCUGGAAUUUCUCCUAGGGGGCAUCAAUGGCGAAGAAGGCUUCGACAAUCAAAUAGCAGAUGCUGCCAGCGCAGCAGAAGAUGCCAUCGAGUCCCAUUUCGUGGAUCGAACUCUUGCUGGGUCCACAGGUCAGCUCGAUGAUGACGAUGGUUCCAUUUUUUUCCACCAAGGUCUCGAAAAAAUUAUCAAAGACCUGAACUUUAUCACGAAAGAGGCGAUCAAAAUGAAGGAUAAAAUUAAAUACGGAAUCAAAGAAACGCUGCCCAGAAACUCAACUCCUGCUAGCUCAUCAAGGUCGUUUCUUGAUGACGGGAAUAAAAUGGUGGGUUUUGAUGGUGAGCUUAUUCAAAUUUUGGAAAUACUCGCAGGCACGCAACCUGCUCGACAAAUUGUCCCUAUAGUGGGAAUGGGUGGCAUCGGUAAGACCACUCUUGCUAAAAAUGUAUACGACCACCCGCUUAUCGUGCAACACUUUGACACGCGUGCUUGGGCCACAGUAUCUCAAGAGUAUAAUCUGAGGGACAUUCUUUUGAGAAUUCUUUUCUGCCAAAGGAAACAGGGGCCGAACGAAGAUUUAAUCGAUUUUUGUGCAAAAAUGGGUGGGAAAAGCAAAGAGGAUUUAGGAUUGCAACUUCAUAAAAGUUUAUCGGGCAGGAGAUAUUUGAUUGUCAUGGAUGACCUGUGGAGCACGGAUGUUUGGGAUCGCAUAAAGAUGUUCUUUCCCGAUAACAACAGUCGAAGUCGAAUUGUGGUAACCACUAGGCUAUCAAGUGUGGGAACUUAUGUUAGCUCUAGUAGCUUCCACAUGAAACUUCUUAAUUUGGAGAAUAGUUGGGAUUUGCUUUGUGAUAAAGUAUUUGGACGAGAGCUCUGUCCUCUUGAGUUGGAGCAAAUCGGGAAGAAGAUUGUCGAAAAUUGCAAAGGGCUUCCUCUGUCGAUUGUUGUGACAGCUGGACUUCUGGCGAGGACCGAUAAAUCAUUAGAAUACUGGGGGCAUAUUGCAGAAGGUGUAAGCUCAUUUCCCCAUUCAGAUGAUUAUGAGCAUUGCUUGAAGGUGUUAUCUUUAAGCUAUAUCCAGCUACCUGUUCAUCUGAAACCGUGUUUCCUCUAUAUAGGGGUAUUUCCGGAAGAUCACGAGAUUCGUGUGUCUGAGUUGACCAAACUCUGGGUUGCCGAGGGAUUUGUUGAACUAACUAGACAUAAAAGCAUGGAGGAAACUGCUGAAGACUUUCUGCAUGAACUUAUAGAGAGGAAUGUUGUUUUGGUUUGUGAGUGGGGCUCCAGCGGAAAAGUAAAAUCUUGCAACAUUCAUGAUCUCUUUAGGGAGCUAUGCCUGAGGGAGGCUCAAAAGGAGAAGUUUUUCUCCGUGAUGAGGGUGCACAGUCUUGAUGAUGUUCCACAAGGUAUGACUAUGAAUAAUGCACGCCGAGUUGUAAUCAACCAAAGCAUGUCUGAGGAUAAAUAUGGCAGUGAAGUAAUUCAUGCCUUGCAAUCGGCAUCACUCGCCCGUACACUGAUAUGCAAUUUUGACCAGGUCUUGCCACCAUUUGCCUUCAAAUUAUUGAGGGUUCUGAAAAUGGUCAACGAAUAUUCCCAUAAACCCAAAAAAGAAGAAGAAGAAGAAGAUAUGAACCUGUUAGGUGUUGCUUUUCAGUUUGUGAACUCACGGUACCUUGCCUUUAGAACCGAAUGGAAAUUGAAUUCCCAGUUUCCUUCUUCCAUGUUCCUCCUGAAGAAUUUGCAGACGCUAGUUGUGAAGGGAACUUGGGGUACCACGAUUGCCCCUCCUGAAAUUUGGAACAUGACACAACUUAGGCAUAUAAAGUUCGAUGUUAUUCUUCUCCCUGAUCCACCAUCUGGUAAUAUGGAUAAAGGUGAUAAUCUCGUCUUAUCAAACUUGCAAACUCUGGUUGAUGUAGGAAAUUUCAGGUUUAGUCAGGAGGUUGUUAAGAAAAUCCCAAACAUUACAAAACUGAGAAUUACUUACGCCAGAUACGGGAGAUAUAAAGAAUGGCCUUAUUACUGUCUCGACAAUCUCGGCCGUUCGCUUAAACUGAGAUCACUAACUCUCUUCUUUCAACACUAUAAGGUCAGUCGAGGUUUGUUACUAAAGAAUCUUUCCUUUCCGAUUUCGCUCAAGAAGUUGACCCUACACGGAUGUGGGCUUUUCUGGGAGGAUAUGCCAUUGAUUGGCUCCUUACCCAAUCUUGAGGUUCUCAAAUUGGAGCUCGAAUCUUUUGUGGGGCCCGACUGGAAUCCAGUGGAGGGCGAAUUCCUCUGCCUGAAGUUCUUGCAAGUAGCGUGGUGCAAAGAUCUCGUAAACUGGAAUGCAGAGAGGACACAUUUCCCGCGGCUCGAGUGCCUCGUGCUUCAGAUGUUGACGAGCUUGAACGAGAUACCUAUGGAUAUUGGACACAUACCCACACUUCGAGUUAUUAGGUUGGAACUUUGCAGUGACUCCGCUGUUAUUUCGGCUAAGAACAUUCUAGAUGAACAAGAGGAACUAGGGAAUGUGGGCCUCCGAGUUCAGGCUCAAAUCUGGCAGAAGAACGAAUUAGAGAGCCUGACAAGCGAAAAUUUCCAGGUUCAGCAACAUACUUUGAACCUGAUCAAAAACGGGACUGAAUGUUUGUCGUCAACAGAUGGUGAAAGAUGAGUUUUGUGAUCACUCAUUAAAGUCUACCCGAAGAUGAUCGGGCUUGACUAGCUGGAAAAUUUCAAAAAAUCACCCUUUACUUGUGAUUAUGUUAAUAUAUUUUCCUCGCUGUAUUGUUGGAUUUUGUGUUUAUGGUUGAUUGUCUUGUGAUUCAAUGUGUUUACAGUUUUUGAUGGUUUGCCGGUGUGGAUUUCAGUCCCGAGGCUUGCUUGUUUGGCUUGUCGUAUUCAUGGUUUGUUGACUAUUAUGUAAGGUUCGUUUGGCCCUUCAGUGUUUGACUAGAAGAUUGUAUAGUUACUGUGAAGUAAAUAAAAAGAGCUGAUUUGUGAAGUAAAUAAAUAGAGCGGAUUCAGUUAAACAUGUAGUCUUUAACUUUUAAACUGAUUGAUUUUGUUGAUUAUCU
Messenger RNA from Striga asiatica, 3187 nucleotides. The record is from the annotation of a GenBank genome assembly. Lineage: Eukaryota; Viridiplantae; Streptophyta; Magnoliopsida; Lamiales; Orobanchaceae.